Messenger RNA from Hordeum vulgare subsp. vulgare (domesticated barley), 2364 nucleotides. RefSeq names its product regulation of nuclear pre-mRNA domain-containing protein 2-like. NCBI's taxonomy places the organism in Eukaryota, Viridiplantae, Streptophyta, Magnoliopsida, Poales, Poaceae. Gene Ontology annotation, biological process: mRNA 3'-end processing. Gene Ontology annotation, cellular component: RNA polymerase II, holoenzyme. Gene Ontology annotation, molecular function: RNA polymerase II complex binding. The record is from RefSeq and is a predicted model, not a curated record. The transcript has 8 exons. The coding region runs from base 180 to 1937 and encodes 585 amino acids.
AACCAGAGGAAACCCUCUCGUGUUCCCCCUACCCCCUUCCCCGCUUCCCCUCUCCUCGCCGGCGGCAAAUUCAAGCUCAGGAGGUCGUAACUCGGAUUGUUUGAAGCGUAAAUUUCUCUAGGGUUUCGGCGGGUCAGCGAAGGACCGGACCUGACACGGGGUCAGGCGGAAUCUUCGUGAUGGCGGGCACGAAGGCGGAUGCGAAGGCGGAUACCAGUGGCGGCGGUGGCGGCUCUUUCAGCGAGAAGGGGCUUGCCGAGAAGCUAACUAAACUCAACAGCUCCGCGGCGAGCAUCCAGACACUUUCACAUUGGUGUGUUUUUCACCGGAAGAGAGCCAGAAGAAUCGUCGACACAUGGGAGAAACAGUUUAAUAAUGCAACAAAGGAUAAGAAAGUGUCAUUCCUGUAUCUAUCAAAUGACAUCCUGCAAAAUAGCAAACGCAAGGGUGGAGAAUUUGUGAAUGAGUUCUGGAAGGUUCUUCCUGGAUCACUUAAAGAUGUUCAUGAUAGCGGGGGAGAACAUGGAAAGAAAGUGGUCGCAAGAUUAAUAGGGAUUUGGGAUGAGCGGAAGGUUUUUGGAACCCGUAUUGAGAGCCUAAAAGUUGACAUCCUUGGUGAGAACCCUCCUACAUUGGAUAACAAUGAUAAUGGUUCAAAUCCUAGCCCUAAUCCCUCUUCAAAUCCCAAAGCUGUUCGGAAGGAUUCCAGUACAUAUAUAAAAGAACUGACUGUUUGCGGGAUGCCUGAAAAGAUUGUGACUGCAUAUCAGUCUGUAGUUGAUCAGUAUUUUGACGAGGACGCAGCUUUAAACAAAUGUAAGACUACUGUUAAUGUGUUGGAGAAGAUGGACAAAGAUGUAGAUAAUGCUUGUACCCAUGGUAUUCCUCAAGCAUCAUCAUUGGUUUCUGACCUUCAAGAACAGGAAGCAGUCCUCAAGAACUGCAUCGAGCAACUUGAAAGUGUCGAUACAGCUAGGACAAAUCUGAUUAAUCAACUAAAAGUAGCUCUCAGUGAACAGGAAGCAAAGUCGGAGCUUCUUCGCACUCAGUUGCAAGUUGCUCGAGCAGAGGCUGAACAUGCCAUGCAACUCAGACAACGACUUGGUGGUGCUCCUGUUACAAAUGGUGCAGGCUCUAGUUCUAGUCCAUCCAUGGUUACAUUUACAUCAGAGCAAACAGCUGCUGCGGUGCAGAAUUCAGAAGCAAGGCCAAUAUCUCCUCAGUUUCAGCCAGUGCAUCAAGCGACCUCACCUCCCACCAUGACCAGUGCUAUGGUUGAUGAGCCCAAGAUAACCGCAGCAGCUAUGGCAGAUAAGCUUGCAUCUUUAUCAUCUGGCCAGCAAGUGCUGUCCUCCAUUUUCUCAUCUCUUGCCGCUGAACAAGCUGCUUCCAUAAAUGGGGGUUCGCCUUCUGGAGAACUCUCUUCAGGGCCUCCCGGCUUUGACAGACCAAAGAGGCCUAGACUAGAGCAGCAGGCUGGUGAUACGGGGGCUCCCCCUUUCUUUGCCCAAGUACCACAAGUGCAACAACAGAUAGGAGCGGCACCUACUUCUCAUGGAAGCACACAGUCACUAGCACAGGUUAACCAAGUACCAGGUUCAUUUGCACCACCUCCAUUGCAGCCUAUGGUGCCGCAACUUAUGCAGCAAUUUAGUCAAAAUACUGGAGGUCCUGGAGGAAUGUUCGGAAUGAUACCCUUUGGGAUGAUGGCUGGCUCUUUGCCACCUCCACUUCCAUUGUUGCCUGCAGGUUUUGCAAUGCCAAAUGGACCGCCGCCUCCACCUCCUCUGCCACCCAUGCAGAACCACCACCAGCAGCAGCAGUCUCCACAGGCACCACAGCAAUCUCCAACAUCAACUGGAUUCUUCCCAACUUCAAGCACUGGGUUCUUCCCUCCAGUUCAGGUGCAGCAAUCUCCAUCCGUCCAGCGGCAAUGAUGUUAUCUUAUGAAUGUCGGGGUAUAAAGGCAGCAGCUUGUGCUAUCUUUGUACAUUAACAAUAAUCCCCGAGUAUUAUGCGGUUAGGUUACAGGUCCUGUAGGCGAAACAGGAUCACUGCCUACGAAAAUAGGCGUACGGCUUGUGUGAUGUAUAACUGUUCCUUUUGGUCUGAAAAGCUUGGUCGAUACUUCCUGACCAUAUGAAGUAGUUAGACUUUUCUUUGCAUAGCUUGCUUAAUUAGCUCAGAGACAAACAAAUGGGUGAUACUGUUAGCUUAAAUUGUUGUUGCCCAAUGAUGUUAACAUUUUAGGGCUACUCGGUUGUAGAACUUACGAAUAGAUGGGAUCUGAACUGUAACUAUUUUCAUGUACUCAUAUUGUUGUUCACGUUUAUUUAUUAUUAUUUUAUAAUGUUUGCCCUGCAA